AUGGUAUUGUGUAGUGUAGAAUGUGUGCAACGUGUUUCACAAUAUCUGCGAAUACCACCUGGAAAUCUUUAUAUGUCGGAAAAUAAUAUAUUAGCGUCGGACGACAUUCUCCCAAAUCAAUGCGUUGAGGGCUUCAGCGCAAUAGUUCAAGCACUGAUUAUGAAUUCCACUUCUCCUGCUAGACACCUUGGAAGCGAUACAGAAAAACAGGCUUUGACACGACAAUGGUUGGAAUAUGCAGUAUUACGUAUCAACUAUGCAGACAAUGCGUUAAAUUCAAAGAGAAUUUUGAGAGAUCUGAAUGAUGCUUUGAAAAGUAGCCCCUACAUCACUGGUACCGAGAUGACACUAGCAGAUGUUGUGUCAUAUCACCUUCUGCAUGGGAUAGUGAAAGAUUUAAGUCAACAAGAAAAAGCUCAGUACGUCAACAUCUCAAGAUGGUUUGACAACAUCCAGCAGGACGAUGAAAUUCGGCAGAAACUGCAAUUAGUAAACUUUGAUUUGCUCAAUUUAUACUUAUGA
This is a messenger RNA of Neodiprion fabricii, 522 nucleotides long. RefSeq names its product eukaryotic translation elongation factor 1 epsilon-1 (gene AIMP3). The record is from RefSeq and is a predicted model, not a curated record. Bases 1 to 522 code for a protein of 173 amino acids. Gene Ontology annotation, biological process: positive regulation of DNA damage response, signal transduction by p53 class mediator. Gene Ontology annotation, cellular component: nucleus; cytoplasm; aminoacyl-tRNA synthetase multienzyme complex. The transcript is spliced from 4 exons. Lineage: Eukaryota; Metazoa; Arthropoda; Insecta; Hymenoptera; Diprionidae.